Molecule: messenger RNA, 1181 nt
Organism: Culex quinquefasciatus (southern house mosquito)
Lineage: Eukaryota; Metazoa; Arthropoda; Insecta; Diptera; Culicidae
Product: bifunctional methylenetetrahydrofolate dehydrogenase/cyclohydrolase, mitochondrial
Exons: 3
Coding region: 30-932 (300 amino acids)
Biological process (GO): tetrahydrofolate interconversion
Cellular component (GO): mitochondrion
Molecular function (GO): methylenetetrahydrofolate dehydrogenase (NADP+) activity; methylenetetrahydrofolate dehydrogenase (NAD+) activity; methenyltetrahydrofolate cyclohydrolase activity
Source: RefSeq, a predicted model, not a curated record
UGAAAAUUUCGCCUCCAGUUUCGAACGAGAUGGCCAAGUUGAUCGACGGCAAGCGGAUCUCCGCCGACAUCCGUGCCGAGCUGCACGAGCAGAUCAAACAAUGGAUGGCCAAAGGGAACCGCGCGCCCCAGCUGACGGCCAUCCUGAUUGGCGACGAUCCGGCGAGUAAAACGUACGUGGCCGUCAAGAUGAAGGCUGCAGCGGAAGUGGGCAUCGUCAGCAAAACGGAACGCUUCGAGGCUGACAUCACCGAGGAAAAGUUGCUGGCGCGGAUUGAGGCGUUGAAUAGCGACGAUGCCGUGGACGGCAUUUUGGUGCAGGUGCCGGUGCCGAGCCACAUCAACGAGCGAAACGUGUGCAACUCGGUGUCCUGCGAGAAAGACGUGGACGGGUUGAACGAACGGAACGCGGGCCGGCUGUACAUGGGCACGGACACGUUGAUUCCGUGCACUGCGCUGGCCGUGCAGGAGCUCAUCAAGCGCAGCCAGGUUGAAACAAUCGGUAAGAAUGCCGUCGUCGUGGGCUGCUCGAAGCUCGCGGGCUUGCCAAUUGCGAUGUUGCUGCACGCCGAAGGUGCGAACGACAUGUGCGCAACGGUGACAAUUUGUCACAAGUUUACUCCGCCGGAGGAGUUGGCGCGGUUCUGCCGAUCGGCAGAUAUUAUCGUGACGGCGACGGGCGUGCCCGGAUUGAUCCGCGGGGAUAUGAUCAAGGAGGGUGCGGCUGUGAUUGAUGUGGGAAUCACGCGCGUUGUGGAUCCGGCCACCGGGAAGGCAAAACUGGUCGGGGAUGUUGACUUUGAAGACGCCCGCAAGGUUGCAGGACACAUCACGCCAGUGCCGGGCGGCGUCGGUCCGAUGACGGUGGCGAUGCUCAUGAAGAACACCUUCAUCGUGGCCAAGAACCAGGCUAUCAAGAGAGCGCAAAACUGAUACCGUAAUAAAGCUAAUUACACCUAGAUAGUGAGCGAUUGACAAUGCAGUAUUUGUUCAGAGGUAUAGGGAAAUGUUUACUCCUUCCCGCCCAUAGUAAAAUCGAGAUUUUUUCGUUUUUCUUCAUUACCAAUUGCUGAUCUGACCAAAUGGUCGAUUCUGAAGUGAAGUGAAGUGAUUUUUUUUUUGGAGCAUUGGUGUUGCCAUGGGCGCUAAAGGGUUAAGUUUUACCUAGUAAAGUACGGUAUG